CAGGCAGCACUGGACAAGGCAAGGGAAGGACGCACCACAGUUGUAGUAGCUCAUCGACUGUCAACAGUCCGAAAUGCAGAUCUUAUAGCUGUGUUCGAAGGUGGAGUUAUCACAGAACAAGGGAAUCAUUUUAAAUUGCUUGAGAGAAAGGGAAUCUACUACAAACUCGUUAACAUGCAGGCAAUAGAAGCUGAAGUUCCAUCAUCACAACAAGAUGAGAAUGCACUUAGUGUCAAAAAAAGUGAAUCUGAACCAGAAUUUGAAGAAUCCUUAACAAAAGGAUUGAGAAGACGAUCAACUCAGAGAAGCAUGAAAAAGCCAGGAGCACAAAAUGAUGAUCCUGAUGAAAAAACUGGUUCACCUGAUGAAGAAUUACCUCCAGCUUCAUUUCUGAAAAUUAUGAAGUUGAACAAAACUGAAUGGCCAAACUUUGUAGUUGGAACUUUAUGUGCAAUUAUCAAUGGAGCUUUACAACCUGCAUUUGCAAUCAUAUUUUCAGAAAUUAUAGGGAUUUUUUCAGAAACUGACGAGACCAUUUUGAGAGAAAAGAGCAACUUAUAUUCAGUGCUGUUUUUAGUACUUGGGAUCAUUUCCUUUUUUACUUUCUUUUUUCAGGGUUUCACAUUUGGCAAAGCAGGAGAAAUUCUUACAAUGAGGCUUCGACUCAUGGCAUUUAAAGCAAUACUUAGACAGGACAUGGGCUGGUUUGAUAAUUCUAAAAAUAGCACUGGAGCAUUAACUACAAGACUUGCUAAUGAUGCCUCACAAGUGAAAGGAGCAACCGGUGUCAGACUGGCAUUAAUUGCCCAAAACAUAGCUAACCUGGGGACUGGAAUUAUUAUAUCAUUAAUUUAUGGCUGGCAGCUGACCUUGCUACUUUUAGCUGUUGUGCCAAUCGUUGCAGUGGCAGGAAUGAUUGAAAUGAAGAUGUUGGCUGGGCAUGCAAAAAAAGAUAAAGAAGAGCUGGAAGCUGCAGGAAAG
Messenger RNA from Fulmarus glacialis (Northern fulmar), 981 nucleotides. RefSeq names its product multidrug resistance protein 1-like. The annotation marks the transcript as partial. Gene Ontology annotation, cellular component: membrane. The record is from RefSeq and is a predicted model, not a curated record. NCBI's taxonomy places the organism in Eukaryota, Metazoa, Chordata, Aves, Procellariiformes, Procellariidae. The transcript has 8 exons. Gene Ontology annotation, molecular function: ATP binding; ABC-type transporter activity. Gene Ontology annotation, biological process: transmembrane transport.